This is a messenger RNA of Sarcophilus harrisii (Tasmanian devil), 498 nucleotides long. Its product is annotated as classical arabinogalactan protein 4-like. The coding region runs from base 1 to 498 and encodes 165 amino acids. Lineage: Eukaryota; Metazoa; Chordata; Mammalia; Dasyuromorphia; Dasyuridae. The record is from RefSeq and is a predicted model, not a curated record. The transcript has a single exon.
AUGGUGGGGGCCCGCGGCGAGCUCCGCUUGGGAUGUGCGGCUCAGCCGAUGCCUCCGCCACAGAGGCUCGGCGCCCGGCCCGGCCUGGGCUGCAGCAGCUCAGCGCAGCGAACAACUCCGGCGGCCCCUCUCCGCGCCCGCGCGCCCGCCCGCCCGCCCUCUCUCCCCCGCUUUCCCCCCCGGGCCCCAGCUCCGCCGCACUCCAGCAGCUUAACUGCCUGCCCCCCGUCAGCGACUCCCUCUGAUAUAGCGGCCCCGCCUCCUCCGGAUGGGGUGCCGGCCAAUCACGGGGCUCCAUUCCCUUGGUCCUCGGCCCCGAUCGGCCAAUCGCGAAGGCUGGCCGCGUCUCCAGGCCCGAGCCUGAGCGAGCCGGGGCGCUCGCCCCGGGCUGCCUGCUCCGGGGCGCCUCCCGGGCAGCCAAAGGGAGGCAGAGAGGGCGAGUCUGGAGAUACAGUAUCCCCUGGCUCGGAGGCGGAGCUCUUUCUGCAAGAGCAAUGA